UGAAAGGGGAUCACGAAAGUAAAACUUUAUUGUUGGAGUUUUAUUCUAGGCUUUUAAUUUAAUACAUCAUCGAAAUAGCAGCUUGCUGUUCGUUUCGGAAACGUUGGACAUAAAAAGGAUACUUCAACAGCUGAAUAUGAGACUUUUGACAUCUAGUUCCUGGAUGCUGGAUGUGCAUGUAUGUUCGAGGAAUAAGAGUGUUUUAAGCUACGUGUUAUACCCAGACCUUCUUGCUAUAUAUAUGUACUAUAAACAAAUAGUGUAAAAAAUCUCCCAAGGACAUUCAGCCAAAGAAUUUGUGCAUUUACCAUUAGUGUUUGUGAUUUAAGCUAUACGGGUAUGUUGUACAAGUAUGUUCGUACUGUAACCAUGCAUUGAAAACAGAGAUUGUGUAUAGAAUCUUUCAAAGACUUUUAGCCAAAGAUUUGUAGCAUUUUUCAUCAGUGUUUGUGUUCAUUCCCAGCAGAUGCCCUGUGACCAUAUGCCUCCUCACGACAGACAUCCGGUAGCCAUCAUUGUGAAAUCAAACUUUUUUUGUCUUGUUCUCCUUUUAGGCACUGUUUUAAUAGAUUUCCAGGUAUUAGCCAGUAUUCAGUAUUCUAAUAGCAAUGAUUCCAUGUACACUGCUAAUACAACAAAUAUUUUUGAUGCAAAGAACAUCUCAAAUGUCACAGAUUUUGUUAACACAAGAAACGUUUAUAAUGCAACAAACGUUUCAUCACCUUCUAGUGCAGAACCUGAAGACAUCUCAAGGUCAACAUCAAGUUCAUUGACCAGUUCUGUACAAGCAUCCCAAACAUCACAUCAAUCCAUGCCUCGAAACAAAACCGAUCACUGGGAGCGGACUUAUGACGUGGCAUCAUGGCUGCCCAAGAAAAAGAAGAAGCAAUCUCUGCAUGGUGGUAAAGUAAAUCUGGCCAUCAUCCCAGUGCUUGCUCUCCUGUUCUUUAUAACAGUUGUUUGCUUGAAGCUCUGUUCAUUUUUCCGCAAAAGUCAUCGAGAGAAGGAGUCGGAAACGGGAUUCAUGGAGAACUAUUUUAUUCUGAAUCACGGAGAUGAGGAAUACAUGGAUGUUGAUCUGCGAUCCGAUUCGUCUGUUCUUUACGACACAGUGUCUUCAUACACAUCGUUUCUCCGUGGUGGCAGCAACUACAAUACGUGGAACUCUGUACGGUCUGUUCAAGUGGUGCUGCCCACCGAUAUGCAAGCUUUAUAUAAAGCAUUCCUGUUGCAGCGUAAGGAAAGUAUAAAUUCAAGCAAGGGUUUGAUGAAGAAGCCUGUGGUUUUAAGAGAUGUUGAAGUCCAGGUAGAACUGAUGAGUAGAGAUGUCAGGAAAUCAAAACCUAAUGACAAAGUUUGGCAUACUGAGGAAAAGAAUACGAAAAACAAGUCAAAGCUUCCAACGUUAAAGGUUAUGGGUUCAGAAUGCUCAGAUCUUGGAAAUGGUUUUGUCAGUCAAAGCAGUAGUAAUGUUCUGAAAAAUAACCAUUCUGGCGAUGCUGCUGGGAAAGAAUCCCUUAAAGUAUCCAACAUUACUGAAAAUAAAAGUAUUAGUGUUGGUACAAAUAGUACCGAUGAUGGUUCUCCCAGUAAAUUUCAAAAGAAGCCCCACCGAUUUAAAGUGUCUUUUGUCACUGACGAUAGCGGAAAUGUAGUUUCUUCUUCCCAACCAUCUUCGAUUUCCCCAAGCAUUGACAGUCAAAACCAUUCCCCAUCUUCCAUUCUGUCAAAUUCUACCCUCUGGUCUAAGACAUCUGAAAACUAAACCACCAUUUCAAGAUGAAAUGAGUAUUUGAAACCAAACUCUUGCAACUUUGCAAUCUUGCAGUGCCAUGCAAAAAGACUUGCAAAGAUUAUGUGAUGUUAUUUAAGAGAGCCUAAGAGAACUGUGUAAAUUAGGCCCCAGAGCCCCAUUCCAUAAAGCAAACUUAGCGCUAAGAUCACCUAAAGCACAUAUCUACCUUAUGUACAUGUAGUGAUUCUAGCCCUAAGUUAUGGAAUGGGGCCCAGGUCUACAGAGUAAGUUUCAUUACAUGAAAGCAAACAAAAAUUGGUACAUUUUAGAUGAAUAAUAAAUUUAAAUAUCUAUGUUUUCAAAUUUCACUGUUAAUUAUUGCAUGCGUUUGGCAUUUUUGUAUGCAAGAAUAUAAUAUAUGCCACAAGAUUUUGGUAUGUUUUUAGGCACAAUAAAUAAACAAAAAACAAAGUGUAUGAAGCUCGGUAUUUAAUUUAAUACAUUACAAUCUGAUCAUCAUUUUUAUUCCAUAUUCCAACCCAUUUGCAUGCUUUCUAUCUACCAAAACAGGGUGGGUCACUAUAAGACCAAUGGUUUCUGGUGACUGUUUUUGUGGUUUUGUUUAGUUUUGUUUUCUGGUUUAUAAGUAAACCAUACAUAUUUAGAUUACUGCCUCAAGGAACAGGUAAACCCUGGCUAUAACGUAAUCUUAGAUGACUUAAUAAACCCCAACACAUUCCAUUUCAAAAGUUCAUAACGGCAAUAAAGUUGUGGGUAAGUGAGUUUGGAAUUCCUUGUUAUGGGUACAUGUAUUUAAUGUAGCCUAAAAACAACCCCAUAAUUCAGGUCUUUUAUUUAAUAUCCAUUGAAUAAAAGAAAUUAAAUGUAUACGUGAACAUGUAUGUACAUUGUAAAUACAUUGGGAAUUGCAUAACUAUUUGACAAUAAACAUUGGAUCCUUCCCAAAAGCUAAUGGCACUGAAAAUUCCAAAUUUGAUGUGUAAAUAUUUUUGCAGUUAUGUCUUUCUAUUCAAUUAAUUUAAUAAUGGUGUCAUGCAUCAUUCAGUGGCCUAAAAAAAGCCUAUUCCAAUUAUUAUUAUUAUGUCACACUAAUUUUCCCAAUCCCAUCAGACAUAGCACCAUGACAAAACAUCCUGGAUAAAUCCCUGGAAUUGUUCAAAUACUUUUAUUGUUAAGAUAUGUACCGAUUCAAGAUUUGGUGCCAAUAAUAUUUUAACUGUCCUUUGCGAGUUCUGGUCUGGUGCUUAUAAAACUUUUAGAGUUUAGACUCGAGACUAAUAGAGUCUGAGACACUAAUGUCAUUACAGCGCUUUACAAAUUGUAUGCGUGUGACGUCAUUAGAGAUUGAGUCUGGACUCUUAGACAUUUUAUAAGCAAGGGCCCUGGUGUCACUUUAAAACACCAAUGGCAACAAUUUAAAUGGGCUUGUAUUGGUUGAAUGGCAUACAUAUACAUUUAGGACUAACAUUUUGAUUGCAAACAAGCCAUUCAUAUUUAGGCAUCACGUAUGCAUAUCAUUUAAUUGGUAUGUGCAUUAGUAAGCCAUUUAAAUAAAGUUAGCAAUGUGCUGGGCCGAGUUCAAAUAGACUGAAUAGGAAAACAUUUGCGAUAUAUACUGGUUUAUGUAUGUCACAUUAAACUGAAUGACAACGAGGAACCAGUAAAAUUGUUAAUGCGUGUGGUGUUUUGUUUUAUUUUUUAAUCAUUUAUUUAUUCGAGUCCCACAUUUUCCCCCCAUAAGCACUAAAACUCGUUAAACUUCCGAUGUCUUGUGCCUCCAAGUUUCAUUAAAAUGUUUUAAUUCAUUUAUGAACUGGCUUUAAGACUAUUCUUAGAAACCAUAUAUAAUUGAAUUGAAAACACAUGCAUUUAACCUGCAACAAUUUGUUGAUUAAAACUUGUUAUUAGUGAUUAAUAUUUGAGUGUAAAAUCUAGUUUUAGUUUUUAAAAAUUAUUUUUGAUUGUGUUAUUUGAACCUGUUUUUGAUCUUUGUUAUUGUUAAGAACAUACAAGUGCUUUUGUAUCAAAGCUAUUUAUCUUGAGAGAUUAGUGUUAUUUGAUGUCUUUUUAAAUAACCACAUUGGUAGUUGAUCCAUUAUGUAUGUUGUACAUACAGGAACUUAAGUAUGUGUUGCAGAUCUUUGUCGAGUUUUAUUGAAAAUUGACAGAAAAAUUUUCAUUACAGCAGAUGCAGUUCAUAAGUUGAGAAUUGUGUAGUAAUUUCUGAAAUUUACAUAGAGAUGUGCCAAAUGUUGCCUGGAAUUGUAUGGAAAGAGCUAUUGGGAAAUGAUUAAUACUCUUGGAAUGUUAAAUAAAGGUCCCGUUUUUUAUCGAUUACAUUUUUAACCAUUUAGUAUUCAUGUACUUAAUUUUUGUGUACUUACCAUUUGUGACACCCAAUAGCCGAUGUGUAUUUUUGUGCUGAGGUGUCGUUAAACAUUCAUUCAUUCAUUUAAUUUUUGUAGUGACACACACACGCACACACACACACUUUCAUAUGUUUGGAUUAAACGUCAUUGGACCGUAUAGUUUCUCUAAAAUAUCAACAAUUUUAAUAAAAACCAAUGCAAUAUGUACAUUUUUAGCAAGUAUCUACAUGUAUCACCACAAUUUACAUGGUUCACCCUAUUGGUAACCAGAUUAUUCAGUUGUACAUUUUUAAUACAUAUUGAUUUAAGAUUUAAUUGUAUAAAACUGGAUAUUUAAAUAAAACUGUAUCGUUUUGUGUUUUUGAAUUAAUAGUACCGGGUAAUUGAAAAAAAGAAGAAAUGCCCGAAAUUAGUGACAGCAAAUCUAAACCUUAAAUAUAAGCCAGCUGGUUAUGAUUUAAAAGAUUUACAAGUGGUCAUUUUUACAAGUGUGUAUCUCAGUUUGAGAAGUCUGAAGAAUCAUAAUAUGCUAUCAUGUUUGUUGUAAAAUAGUUGUAACUACAUCUGAAGUGUCCGUUUUGAACUGUGUCAUAACUCAAUAUUGUAUCAUAGAGUAUAAACAGUUUCAUUUACGGUGAUGAUUUAUUAGAUCAGUAUUCAUGAUAGCCACAUCAGAUUUCAAGACCAUACCUAACCUGAAUUGAUUGUGGUGGGGGGCGGGGGGGGGGGGGCUGUUACCAAAAAUAAGUUCACUGUAAUAUUGUGUCUUCCUCAGGGGCACAGUAAUAUACAUGUAGGGUCUACCUCAGGAGCACAGUAAUAAAGGGUCUUCCUCAGGGUCACUGUGAUAUAAAGUCUUCUUUAGGGGCACAGUAAUAUAGGGUCUACUUCAAGAGCACUAAUAUUGGGUCUUCCUCAGGGGCACAGUAAUAUAGGGUCUUCUUCAGGGGCACAGUAAUAUAGGGUCUUCCUCAGGGGCACAGUAAUAUAGGGUCUUCCUCGGGGGCACUGUAAUAUAGGGUCUUCUUCAGGGGCACAGUAAUAUA
Messenger RNA from Gigantopelta aegis, 5171 nucleotides. RefSeq lists its product as uncharacterized. The coding region runs from base 467 to 1765 and encodes 432 amino acids. NCBI's taxonomy places the organism in Eukaryota, Metazoa, Mollusca, Gastropoda, Neomphalida, Peltospiridae. The record is from RefSeq and is a predicted model, not a curated record. The transcript is spliced from 2 exons.